Cheilinus undulatus (humphead wrasse) is the source of this 2349-nucleotide messenger RNA. RefSeq names its product RAS (RAD and GEM)-like GTP binding 2 (gene rem2). Gene Ontology annotation, molecular function: calcium channel regulator activity; GTP binding; GTPase activity. The transcript is spliced from 5 exons. Gene Ontology annotation, cellular component: plasma membrane. The coding region runs from base 380 to 1303 and encodes 307 amino acids. NCBI's taxonomy places the organism in Eukaryota, Metazoa, Chordata, Actinopteri, Labriformes, Labridae. The record is from RefSeq and is a predicted model, not a curated record.
AAGAGGAGGGGAUGUGUUGUUGUGCUGAUGGCUUUCCUCAUUCCUCCUCCUAUAGGAAGUCGCCUCCUCUUCCUUACGGACACGCAGGUGUAGCCUCUUCAUCUAUCCUUCAUCCUACUUCUACUACCACCUCCUCUCCUCUCUCAAAUCUCCCAUGCGCCUUAGCUCUCUUUACUGUCACCAGAGGAGGAUUUUACGCGCCGGCUUAUGGAGAUAAACAUCAUGUUAGGUGAAAUGUGGUGCGUCUCUUUUGAGUCGCCGUUGUGAGUGUGAAGCCGGCACGAGGUCUGCAGCAGCACACAUGACUUGAACCGGGCAAAAGGAGGCGGUUGCAACUACAACAGCACUUCAUCCACAAAGAGAAGACUUAUUGAUAACCAUGGCUGACCAGUACAGUAUGUUUCUCACCACGGCGCCCCCCCUCAGGCGUGGCAGCACACCCCUACCCGUCAAACACCAGCUGAGGAGGGAAGAGGCCGUAUCAGACGACUGCGACUGGAUCCCCGGUUUGGACGAACCCGCCACAUUGCCUAUCAGUGACACAGGGGUGCCUCGGGAUGAGUCCUUCAGCCAAUCAGCAGCUGCCCAGUCAAGUUACCACAGCCACGGUGGAGCAUUGAGGAUAGUGUUGCUGGGACAGAACGGUGUGGGGAAAUCAUCACUCGCCUUGUCUUUGGCCGGGCAGUCGGACAGAUCGCUCUCUAUAGACUCUGAGACACAAGCAUGUGGUGAAGGCUACGAGUGCAAUGUGACAGUCGACGACGAAGACAGCAAAGUUAUAAUUUAUGACAACUGGAAACAGGACCUGUCCACUCUGCAGUGCGACGUGUGCAUCCUCGUCUUCUCCGUGACUGACAGGCGAAGUUUCCACCGCACCGCCCAGCUCCGCCUCCUCCUCAGGGAGUCCCAGCCACACACACCAAUCAUCCUGGUGGGCAACAAGAGCGACCUCGUCCGCUCCCGAGAAAUCAGCUCAGAGGAGGCCCAGUCCAGCGCGAUGAUGUUCGACUGCAUCUACUUAGAGCUCUCCGCCUCCCUGGACCACGGCACCAAUGAGCUGUUAGAGGCAGCAGUCAGAACUGCACGGGGCGAGUGCGUAGGCCCCGGCUGGACCGACGGUGACCCCGGAGCAGCCCGCAGGGAGAGCCUGACCAGUCGUGCGAAAAGGUUCCUAGCCGGGCUUGUACCUCGCUCGUACUGUCGAGACCGAGAGAGAGGCCGCUACCGGGAAAUGAGUCGACACCGGGGCAGCAAGAUUCUCCGCCAGAAGUCUCGCUCCUGCCACGACCUCAGUGCACUGUGACACACAUGAACACGCAUGGGCAGAGAGACAAACUCCCACACAUGCACACACACCAGGAUGAAGGAUGUUGGUGAAGGGGGAGGAGAAAGACAUGGAGCAAGAGAAGGAAAAGUGGAAGACUGCAAGGGAUGAAAGAAGAUGAUGGAAGGUCAAGUGAGGAGAAAAGGGACAGAGAGUGAAAGAAGAAGCUAAAAUCCCCCAGCACCACAACAGUGAGCCUUUAUCUUCCUCUGAUCAGUGAAACCAAUUUGAGAGAGAUAGAGACCAGAGGUUUGAGAGAAAACAGAAAUAGAUAAAGACGUGAACCGAAAGGGCCGAUUCCUGAUGCGAGCAGCAGAAAGAAAAUUAAUUAUUACAACACUGCAGCUUUUUUUUCCUUUGAGGACAUACUCAGGUGGGAAACUGAUAUCACAAGAACAAUAUUGCAUCGCUUUAUUCCAGGCUGCAAGUCUUAAAAACAUGAAGAAACUGCUAUUAGAGCUUGCAUGGUUUUCUGACUAAAAGGCAACCUGAAAGUCAUUUUCCUGUUUAAAAUAAGUAACUCCUGACCAGAGGCGGAGCCAGGGGAUGGCUUACAGGGCUUAAACCCUGAAAAUUGAACUGUUAGCUGGGUAAAAAGUAGUUAUCCUCUGGCAGUCAUAAUAUCUUAAUGCAAAAGAAAUAAAUAAAUGAAAGAACAUGACGAUUUCAUUCAGUAGCUAAACUGACCAAAUCAAACUGUUUAUAUAACUCUAAGUUCAACUUUUUAAGAGACAGAAGUGAAAAUACUUGGUUUUCAACAUGUUGGUUUAACAAGAUGAAGAAAUCCGAUAUCAAUAAUAGUGUUGGCUCUAUAGGAUGGUUUUUAGGAGGUAAAUUAUUGAUUUGAUCUGUCAGCAUGAAAAAUCUACAUUUGUAUAGUAUGAAAGUAGUGUAUUUCAAAGCAAAAAUUUCCUGGGUAGCAUGCAUCAGGACCAAGGUUAUUGUAGUUAACUAUCCAUCCUUUUUCUAUACCGCUUAUCCCGCUGGGGGUCACAGGGGGGCUGGAGCCUAUCCUACCUCAUUGG